Molecule: messenger RNA, 299 nt
Organism: Acanthoscelides obtectus
Lineage: Eukaryota; Metazoa; Arthropoda; Insecta; Coleoptera; Chrysomelidae
Source: the annotation of a GenBank genome assembly
GUAGAUUUCCAAACCCGACGAAAUUUAUGUAUGUUUUUGUGCAAUGGGUGGAUUGUAUUGGUAAUGAAGCAGUGAGAGAUAUAGACCCCAUAACUGUUUAUAAUAGAUAUAGAGUGUGUCAUGCACACUUCACAGUGGAAGACAAUUAUGGUAACAACAGACUUAGGAAGGAUGCUGUGCCAUCACUAAAUCUUCCUGAUCAACAAAUAUCCAACGCAACUGAUGAAAUUCUUGUGUAAAUUGUGUGGUUACAAGAAAACCAUCAGCUUCAGCAUCAUAUCAACAGUUGGGAGAAGUUU